AUGUGCACGUGGAACUACCUCCACCAUCACCACCUGCCCUCCUGUCCGCGCCCGAUCGACAUGGUGGUGCACUACGAGUACUGCUUCAAGGCCACGGCCGAUCCGACCACAGGCGAGACGCAGCCGUGCAACGAGACAUACUUCGCCGACGGGGGUGCAGCCCUGAUGAAUCAGGUCGACUACAACGAUCCGUGCGCAACAGGAGGCUGCGUGAUAUCGCCCGACUGCUCGUCGGGCCUCUGCCGGCUGUCCCAGCUGGGCGGGCGCUGGGUGUGCUGCCAGUGCGGCGGGCGCGGCAACGAGUACCGCUGGUGCCAGCACCGGAUGCGGACCAGCCCCGACACGUUCUGCUACCACGUCUGCUGUGACACGUGCGGACCCGAUCCUGGAGGCUCGUCAUCCUCCUCGGCGUCGGGGGUAACGUCGGGAACGUCGGGAUCGGGGUCAGGUUCGAGUCGGAGGAAGGGGAGGUGA
Messenger RNA from Chaetomium strumarium, 474 nucleotides. RefSeq lists its product as uncharacterized. NCBI's taxonomy places the organism in Eukaryota, Fungi, Ascomycota, Sordariomycetes, Sordariales, Chaetomiaceae. Bases 1 to 474 code for a protein of 157 amino acids. The record is from RefSeq and is a predicted model, not a curated record. The transcript is spliced from 3 exons.